Molecule: messenger RNA, 460 nt
Organism: Lymnaea stagnalis (great pond snail)
Lineage: Eukaryota; Metazoa; Mollusca; Gastropoda; Lymnaeidae
Source: the annotation of a GenBank genome assembly
GCAGCCGUAUCUGGCGCAGGAGAGGUUGACUAAGGCGUCUCGGGCGUCGACCAAAGUGUACAAAAAGGGAGGUGAAAAGUUCGAGCACCUCGAACGUAAUGAUAAAUAUCAUCUGGGCCAAGGAGAGAUCCAGGACUAUGAUGAAAUGAACUCUCUGGCGAUGUCCAACUUUCUGCCAAGUGGCUGGAUGAAAUUUUCGCGAAAUAUUCCCGAUUUUUCUAAAAUCUUUGGUCAGAAAAGAUCGUGCUCGAACGACUUGAAAGAGGCGCAAGGGUAUAUCGGCGAUGCCUACAAAGAGACUAUCAGUGCGCACAUCCAGGCGAAAACCACACUUCUCGAACAUCAGAGUAAGAAUCUCAAACAACGGGAAGAAAAAUACGCGACCGAAAAUAGGAAAAGUGAAAAGAAGGUUGAAAAUUCGAGGCAAAAAUUCUUAAAUCACGACGACCUCCGAAACAAG